UGGAGGGUGCUUUCCUGGCCGUUCCAAGCUUUUCAGAUAACUACUCUUAUUAACCACAAGGAUAAACCAAAGCGUUCUGACAAGACUCUGCAGGCAAUUCAGCGAGUGGGCCAAGCAGUUAACCUGGCAGUUGGAAGAUUUGUUACAGUAGGUGAAGCAAUCGCCAACGAAAAUCAUGAAUUGAAAGAAGAAAUGAAUAUUGCUUGCAUUGAAGCAAGGAGAGCAGGUGAAACAAUUGCACAGCUUACAGAUGUAGCAAGCUUGGAUCAUCCCGAAUCUGAUAGCCACAUAACGAUCUUUACGGACAAAACAGGCGUGGUAAAAGCUGCAAGGCUGUUACUUUCUUCGGUCACAAAAGUGCUGGUGUUAGCAGACAGAGUAGUUAUUAAGCAAAUAAUAACUUCUAGGAACAAGGUAUUUGUAGCUUCUUUUUUUUGUUUUGUUUAACUGAUAUGUGCAGUUAAUGCAAAAGAACGUUACUAGAUGAAGUGGUAUUUUCAUUGCAUCUCUAGGGGAAAAUGCAAAAUAAAGAGGUAAAAAUGUAUAUUUUACAUAUGCCUACAUACCAAAUACCCAAAGCAGGAUGGCUAUGAAUAAAGAGGAAUAAUAUUUUCUAUGACUUUUUACAUUUUACAUGACCUAUAUUAGUCUGUUGACUUAAUAUGCUGAAGAGAAAGCUGUGUUACUGCUUAUUUAUCUGUCAGUUAAAAAGCCAAUAAAAGUUUCUCCUUGGCAAAGAAGAUGUUUCUACUGUCAGAAACAAGACGAGGAUACCAUUCAGAAUUUAUCUAUGAAAAAAAGCUGUGAGGAGAGCUGUUAAAAGCACAGCUGGUAGUUCACUGGGUCGUACAGAUUAAAAGUUUUUUCUGCAGUUCAGCUUAUGUCUUGAAACUUAGCUUAAAACUGCUUAGCUGAUAUAAAUAGUGCAUGAAGGCCAUUAAACUUUGAAUAAAAUCUACUUCAUGUACUGUACUGUCUUGACCAUAGGAUAUUUCUGCCGCACUGCCCAAUGUACUGAAAUAAAAAUAAAUUGAAAAAUGCAUUUGUAAAAUG
Messenger RNA from Meleagris gallopavo (turkey), 1053 nucleotides. Lineage: Eukaryota; Metazoa; Chordata; Aves; Galliformes; Phasianidae. The record is from RefSeq and is a predicted model, not a curated record.